UUUAACACCGACACCCCGUGCAAGUCUCCACUGAAGCUGACCAGCCGGAUUUCAAGGAAACACGAGGAAUUUCGUGGUCGACGUUGACGGCAGCCAAACUUCACGAAGAGCAAACGAAGAGAAAGCAGUCAAACUGGCGCCGUUCAAGUUUCCCUUCUCGAAGAUGUCGAAAUCACGCAGCAACGACGAGAAGGACCGUGACAAGGAGAAGGAGAAGGAAUUAGAGGGUGAAAUGGAGAAAGAGAAGCAUUACGAGAAAGAAGUGACCGAAAAGGACACGAGCGACACGGAACACGAGGAGGAGGCGAAUGCUCCGGAGGAGGAGGAUAACGCGAAAGGACAGAACGUUCAGCUACCGAUGAAUCGACUGCAAUUGACCACCGAAACUGAAUCCAAUUUAAAGUCGCCGAUAUUCGAUUCCAAUAGCCUGAUGGUGAGGAACGAACAGGCUAUACCGAGCUCUCCGCCACCCUCCUACGAGCACGUUAUCGAACAGACGCGGCUGGAGCACGCAGCAGAGGCACAGAAGUACGAGGGAGGGAAGAACCUAGGCAGCCACGCGUCUGGCGCAGAUAAUAGAACAAAAGCGCCCAAGAUCCUUCACAAGUCGAGCAAAGAGUUGUACAGAGCAGUGGCGAAACAGUGGGGCAUCACUUGCAAGAUGAGCGACCACUGCAGAUGCUUGGACUGUCAGAGUUGUUAUUUUGACUGCGAAUACGACAAAAACGAGCACCAGAAGACUGACGGAGGACUUGGCGCAGGCACGCCGAUGUUCAUCUCGGAGGUGAUGGAAGGUUCCGCCUGCGUGUUGCUCUAAGAUGGCGGAAGCAAGCCUCCAGAGUGGCGAGGGGUCUUCGUAAUACUCCCCAUGAGGACCAGAGAUUCACGUGAUUGCGCACAAACCAGGCUGACUGUUUUUCCAUGGACCGA
This is a messenger RNA of Habropoda laboriosa, 930 nucleotides long. RefSeq names its product splicing regulatory glutamine/lysine-rich protein 1-like. The record is from RefSeq and is a predicted model, not a curated record. NCBI's taxonomy places the organism in Eukaryota, Metazoa, Arthropoda, Insecta, Hymenoptera, Apidae. The transcript is spliced from 5 exons. Bases 164 to 817 code for a protein of 217 amino acids.